Molecule: messenger RNA, 714 nt
Organism: Ostreococcus lucimarinus CCE9901
Lineage: Eukaryota; Viridiplantae; Chlorophyta; Mamiellophyceae; Mamiellales; Bathycoccaceae
Exons: 1
Molecular function (GO): cycloeucalenol cycloisomerase activity
Source: RefSeq, a predicted model, not a curated record
AGCAAGGCGGAGGGGGAGAUGUUUUGCCUGAAGUACUCGGCGUGCUGGAUCGCGAGCGUGGGGGUGGUGAUCGCGACGCGGGCGUACGAGUCGUUCGGGCGUGGGGGGUACCUGGCGUAUUGCGGCGCGUGCGCGGCGCCGGCGAUCGUCGCGCCGCUGAUGCGCCCGAGCGCGAGCGAUCGAGGGAAAGCGCUGAGCGAGCGUUACAUCGUGAAGGCGAACGUGUGGAUCGCGGUGUUCAGCUUUAUCGGAAAUUACUGGUACACGCACUACUUUUACGCGGUGCUCAAGGCGGAGUACACGUUCGACGCGCACCGCUUGAACGACGUGCCGAUCUCGAUGUAUCUCAUGACGCACGCGUAUUUCAUGUUUUACCACGUGUUGUCGAACGCGGCGUUGCGACGGAUUCGAACGGGGUACGUGAACGACGCUUGGCGUUUCGGAUUCGAGUGCGCGGCGGUGGGCGCGAUGGCGUACUCGACGGCGUUCAUGGAGAGUUUAACCAUUUGCGGAUUCCCGUAUUACUCCUUCGCCGAUCGGCACAUGGCGUACACGCUCGGAUCGGCAUUUUAUGGAAUUUACUUCUUGGUGUCGUUCCCAAUGUUCCUGCGCGUGGACGAGACGAAGGCGAUGCCGAUGUCGCAAGUGUUUUGGGAAGCGAUGGGGAGCGGCAUGGCGGUGCUGUGUUUGUUAGAUUUCGUUCGCGUGUAUCUG